This is a messenger RNA of Colletotrichum gloeosporioides, 255 nucleotides long. RefSeq names its product NADH-ubiquinone oxidoreductase 19.3 kDa subunit. The transcript has a single exon. Gene Ontology annotation, molecular function: NADH dehydrogenase (ubiquinone) activity; quinone binding; 4 iron, 4 sulfur cluster binding. Bases 1 to 255 code for a protein of 84 amino acids. The record is from RefSeq and is a predicted model, not a curated record. NCBI's taxonomy places the organism in Eukaryota, Fungi, Ascomycota, Sordariomycetes, Glomerellales, Glomerellaceae. Gene Ontology annotation, biological process: mitochondrial respiratory chain complex I assembly; electron transport coupled proton transport; aerobic respiration.
AUGGCCCCUGCCGUCCGGCAAUGCUACGACCAAAUGCCGGAGCCGAGAUGGGUUAUCAGUAUGGGCAGUUGCGCGAACGGUGGCGGGUAUUAUCACUACAGUUAUUCUGUGGUCAGAGGGGUUGACCGCAUCAUCCCCGUGGACAUCUUCGUUCCGGGCUGUCCGCCGACGCCCGAAGCGUUGAUGUAUGGCGUCUUCAUGCUUCAGGCUAAGAUGAGGAGAACGAAAAUCACCAGGAUGUGGUAUAGAAAGUAG